Malurus melanocephalus (red-backed fairy wren) is the source of this 1819-nucleotide messenger RNA. RefSeq names its product protein prenyltransferase alpha subunit repeat containing 1 (gene PTAR1). Bases 1 to 1434 code for a protein of 477 amino acids. The transcript is spliced from 8 exons. NCBI's taxonomy places the organism in Eukaryota, Metazoa, Chordata, Aves, Passeriformes, Maluridae. The record is from RefSeq and is a predicted model, not a curated record. Gene Ontology annotation, biological process: protein prenylation. Gene Ontology annotation, cellular component: cytoplasm. Gene Ontology annotation, molecular function: protein prenyltransferase activity.
AUGCAGGAAAUCCUGGUUUCUAGUUCCCAGCGGGAGGGCUGGGCCCGGGCGGGCUGUGCCUCGCUGGGGCAGGGCGCGGUGUCCCUGUCCGCGGUGCUCUCCUGCCGCCGCGGCUUCUCCGGGACACGGGCGCGGACGCGCUCCGGGAGCCUGAGCCGCUGCAGAUCCGUGCGGCCGCGGCCCGCCGGCCAGAACCGCCUGGCCCGUGAAACAGAUGAAAUUGGAUUAAUACCGUGUCCUGAAGCCAGGUAUAACCGGAGUCCCAUUGUCCUGGUAGAAAACAAACUUGGUGUGGAGAGCUGGUGUGUGAAGUUUCUUUUACCAUAUGUCCACAAUAAACUUCUCCUCUACAGACAAAGAAAACAGUGGCUGAACAAAGAUGAGCUGAUAGACAUCACGUGUACCCUGCUACUGCUGAAUCCCGACUUCACCACUGCCUGGAAUGUUAGGAAAGAAUUAAUACAGUCUGGCACUUUAAAUCCACUUAAAGAUUUGCAUCUUGGAAAACUGGCGUUAACCAAGUUUCCAAAGAGUCCAGAAACAUGGAUUCAUAGACGAUGGGUGCUGCAACAACUAAUUCAGGAAAACUCAUUGCCCAGUCUUGCGACUAAAGGAAACUUGGGAGCAGCACCUGUGGAGAGAAUACACCGACUUGUGCAGGAGGAAAUGAAUGUCUGCUCCGAAGCUGCUGGGAGAUAUCCAAGCAACUACAAUGCCUGGUCCCAUCGCAUCUGGGUUUUACAGCAUUUGGCAAAGCUCACUGUCAAGGUUCUCCUCGAUGAACUUUCAUCCACUAAAUAUUGGGUAUCCAUGCAUGUCUCGGACCAUAGCGGAUUUCAUUACCGCCAGUUCUUACUCAAUUCCUUGAUACGCAGAACAGUGACUGACAAUAAUAUAUUGAUACAAAACCAGAUGGUAAAUGAACAAAAUCCUGGUCUUCAAAAGGAGGAAGAGAGUGCAGGGACAGAAGGUGCCUGUGCUGAGGAGCAAAGCGUGGAUCUCUCCCGCCGUUUAGACGAAGAGAUGGAGCUCUGCACUGAACUGAUUGAUAAUUACCCAGGACAUGAAACCUUAUGGUGUCAUAGAAGGUGUGUGUUCUACCUUCAACAGCACUUAAACAACAAACUUCCUCUCCUGAGUGCAGUGGUAUCAUCUGUGGACAGCAGUGAUGAAACUCUGAAUAAUUCCCACCACAGUCCUGCAGCAAGUCACAUGGCACAAGCUAUGGAUGUUGAUGGUUUGAAUGAAUGCAGCAACAAACAAGGUUAUACCCAAGAAACUAAACGCCUGAAGCGUGCUCCCAUGCAGGACUCUCUUGGUCCAGAAAUGGAAUACCGGUUUGUUGAUAAAGUAUUAUCGACUUGUAGGGAUGUGGACCAAGCCAGGUUUGCUACUGCUUAUAGAAAAUGGUUAGUGACUUUUUUAGGUCAGUGAAGGAAUCAUUUAAAGUUUUCAGGGUUCUUCUCUUAGUGCAAUAUUCUCUUUUCAGACACAAAUGCAUGUCUUGGUUGCAAGUGUUAGCUAACUCUGUGUUUCUCUUUUGAUGGUCAGUCCUAAUGUUCAAUUUCAGACUAGAAGUCUGUCACCUUAUUAAAAAAACUGGCAUACCUUUUUCUUAAGCAAAUGCAGUUURUUCCUUAAUCUUUUAAAGAAAUCACUCUUGUCAGCUUCCUGCCAUGACAUUUUCUUAGUUUUAACUUCUGCAUUAAGGUGGACUCUGAAUCAUUUGACUUAAAACAAAAAAGGAGGUUAAAGAAAAAAAGUUUGAAAUGCUUGUGAAACAGUGUGUGAAAAAAAGAAUGGGAGAAUCUGUCAGUAU